GAAUUGCUGCUGCUGAGAUGAUGCUCAGAAGAUUGAAAUCAAUAGAGCUUGUUAGGUCUUUAAAGUGGUUCCAUUUGAAUACAACUGCAAUAGUGGAUAGCUAAGAAGUUUCAGUGCUCUACCCGUUUUGUAAGUCCGAAGUCCUUCGAUAGAUAUGCGUAUCGCAAUGCGUGGACGAGGCGACUUUUAUAGUUCAGAUAUUUUCAGCUGGUGCUUAUGUAUAAGCUACACUAGUGAGGCGUUGCCUAUUUAAAUAAUCCAGACCACUCUAGAGGACAUAAUAGCUUGAUCUAUCCCUUCUGAAAGGUUGUAAACCGAGGCAGUUGUAAUUCAAAGCAUAUCCUACUCCAUCUCACUAUCACCAUGGCCAAACCCGCCCAACAUUAUAAGGUCAUGAUUGCUGAAGGAGGAAUUGCUGGAGUCACUCUCACGCUGAUAUUUGAGAAACUCGGCAUCAGCUAUUUCCUCCUCGAGAGUCGCGAUACUCUCGAGUCUAACAGAGGCGCUAGUAUUGGCCUGUAGCCAAAUGGACUUCGCAUCCUAGAUCAACUCGGUCUUCUGGAGGACAUUGAGGAGGCUACUAUACCACCUGAGAAGUGAUUCUCUUAUGAUAGCAAGGGCAACCUGAUGAAUGAUUCUAACGCUAUGGGCCAACAUCGUGAAACGAUCGGAUAUCCUAUUGCCUUUGUUGAGUGUUGCAAGUUGUUACCUAUUAUAGUACGUCACAUUUAGCGCACAGAAUGUGUCAGAACUUCAGCACGCGUUGCUUCAAUCGAGGAGAGUGACGAUUAUGUCACAGUCACAACAAUCGACGGCCUGUCUCUUACAGCAGACAUUGUUGUUGGUGCCGAUGGCGUGCGAAGCACUGUCCGCAUACAAAUUGACUCAAAUAUUCCUGAAGAAUUGACUGCAGAUGACUACAUUAGUGUUGCCUGCUCCACAGUCUAUGGCAUGUCAGCGCCCACCGAAGGCAUCGCCUAGGGUGAGCGCUUUGCCGUUUACCGAGAGAACCAAACAGUCAUCGGCUUCACAGGUAAAGAUGGGAUUGUAUUCUGGCUCGUCUUUGAGAACCUCGGCCAGAACGUCCCAUUUUCUCAGGUCCCACGAUACACCGAAGCUGAGGCCGAGGCUCUCUGCCAAAGCGUUGCCUAUAUACAGGUCACUCCAAAGCUCAAGUUUGGAGGGAUUUACAAGAACCGCGUUGUUGCUGUUAAGACUGGCGUUGAGGAAGGCGUCGCGAAAGGAUGGCAUACUGAUCGCGCUAUUAUUGUUGGCGAUGCAGCUUGUAAGGCUUUAUCAGCUGGUGGACAAGGCGCCAGCCAAGUUAUAGAGUUAUGCGCUGUCUUCGUUAACAGUUUCAUGAAAGCGAGAAAGGCUUGCUAUCCUGGCGAGAAGCUGUCUAGCCAGGCAGUCAAGUCUAUACUCGUAAGCUAUGCUUAAGAGUGUGCACAGCCAGCUAUUAUAGCCUUAGAGAGAUUUCAAAUGGUUGGCAAGGCGCCUUUGUGCACUCUAGGAUCUGUAAUUACUUUUGUUAAGGAUAUGUUAAAGCUUAGUAACGAAGACUGGAUUUUGCGUGUGUUUAUGGCGCUUUCUGCUGCGCUGUAUUUGGAGGAUGUUGAGCUUACAGCUAGAGGACAUUUUUACAAUAAGGCUGUUAAGGAAGCGCAGGCAGAGAUGGCGAGAUGUCAGAAGGUAGCGAAGGAGGUCAAGGAGACGGAAGAGAAGGAGAGUAAGAAGGCUGUGAGUAUUCAAGAGUCUAAUCAGCGGAAUAAGUUUGCGAGUCUUCGAAACCCAGUUCAGGUAGCGACUAGAGCCGUUGAGGUUGGCUCUUAGAAUAACCUUCCAUCAGAACUAUUCGAUAUCAAUCUAAGCCAUCUGCUACUGAUUGCAUUCUCCACUCGCUUCACGCAGCUCAACCAUGAUGCUUAACUAAGAGAGAUAUUCAACUCGUUCUGACUUGCACAGCCGGUUAAGUUACCUGCUCCCUCAUAAAGCUCUAACUGGAGUGUUUAACAUAACCGCCCAAUUCAGUCAUAAGAUUAUGUUUCAUAAUACAUACCUAGAUCAAGUUCAACUAUUCGACGUAGAAUUAUAGAAUACUAGAUUGCUAUAGUAAUGAAGUCAAUGGGAGUCUAUGCAAAUGCCGAGUUUCGAGUGACCACCCA
This is a messenger RNA of Botrytis cinerea B05.10, 2165 nucleotides long. It is a transcript of the gene Bcbik2, whose product is annotated as Bcbik2. The transcript is spliced from 3 exons. Lineage: Eukaryota; Fungi; Ascomycota; Leotiomycetes; Helotiales; Sclerotiniaceae. The record is from RefSeq and is a predicted model, not a curated record. Bases 914 to 1330 code for a protein of 138 amino acids.